Molecule: messenger RNA, 1281 nt
Organism: Drosophila sulfurigaster albostrigata
Lineage: Eukaryota; Metazoa; Arthropoda; Insecta; Diptera; Drosophilidae
Product: microfibril-associated glycoprotein 4-like
Exons: 2
Coding region: 375-1262 (295 amino acids)
Source: RefSeq, a predicted model, not a curated record
AGAUCGGAUCGGCUGUUGAAGCUUAUUAAGAAUAUAUAUACUUUAUGGGGUCGGAGAUGCCUCCUUCUACCUGUUGAAUAAAUUUCCUGCCGGCAUAAAGUUAUAAUACCUUUCUACCCUAUGGGUAGCGGGUAUAAAAAUAUUAUUAUAUUCUAUAACUACAAUAAAAUCUAUAUUUAUGGUUUCAAGUUGUCUUCACUCACUCAGUGUUGCAGAUUUAAAAUAAAACAAGAGGUUAUCAAAAGUUUAAGCAGCAACAAAUUCAAUGACAGAUAGUCUAGUCUGUGACUGCAAAUUCUUUUCAUUCUGCGUUUCAAAAUAAAUAGUAUUCACUCGUUGUUUAGUUGUGACAGGAAUCGGAAUAACAAAUUACAAUGAAUCUUUCUACUUAUACGUACAUACUGACAAUAUUGUUAGUUUUUAAACAAGUGAAUAGCUCGUGCUCCGUUUACUCAAAAGAAUUGGAUGAUCAAUGCAGUACCCAUUGCUAUCAAGUUGUGAAGCCACUUCUACAAUACGUAAACACGGUCCAAUCACCACAGCAUGCAAUCAAUUCGCAAGCAGAUGAAAUAAAGAACUUAAACGAAUUGAUUAAGUCUAGGGACAUACAACAAGCACAGCAAAUCAAAUUGAGUGAAUCGUGUGAAAGUCAAAAUCAAUAUCAAAAGAAACUUAUUGAUCAAUAUGAGAUUCAAUUAACUACAAAAGACAAAGAGAUUAAAGAUUUGCAAUCACAAGUUGUGAAACCAAAAGAAUCUAAAGAAACAUCUAGCUGUCUCGGAAAGUUGACGGAAAUUCAUGAGAUUAGACUUCCUACAGGGCAAUCAAUGAUAGUUCCGUGUGAAUCCAACUUGCUUGAAGCUGGAGCUGGUUGGACUGUUAUACAGAGGCGUAAGGAUAAUGGUUUAGAUUUUCGUCGAACGUGGUCAGAGUAUAAGGAUGGCUUUGGGAAUCUUCGCGGAGAGUUCUUUUUUGGUCUUGAGAAGAUUCAUUUGCUAACACAAUCCCAACCACAUGAAUUGUUUAUAUUUAUUGAAAGAUUUUCGAAUACCACCUAUGCCCGAUAUAGUAACUUUGUCAUUGGUGACGAAAAAGAAUUCUACAAUUUAAAAGAACUCGGAAAAUAUUCAGGCACUGCUAACGAUAGAAUGGAAGGUCACUUGCAUGAAAAGAUAUCAGCAGCAGAUGUGGAGGAUUUUACAUUGAGGAAUUGCGAUUCUUUGAUAUUUGCCAAUUAUUUUCGAAAAUGCUAUUGGUGGUAAUAAUUUAAGAUUCUUGGCA